AUGCAGCAAUCAACUAUUCAAAAGCUGAACGUCAUCUGCACGGCUUUCGUGAGUCGCAUAGUGGAGCGGAAGAGGAGCCCACUGAUUCCUAUAAACUGCUACUCACCUAUCAAUGAACAUGUGGGAAGUCCUGCUGGGUUACUGAUAUGUGGUGCAACAGGCCACAAUGACACUGCUCCAUGUCUAUUCUCACUUGACGAUAAUGUUCAUGCUGUCCUGCACAGUACUGUUGCUUCCAAGUCAAAGCAUGUAGAGGUACGGGCACAAGCAAGGAAAUGUACUCUAGCAGUAUACCCACAUCUCUGCCCUCAAGAUGGCGACGACAUAUUGCGGAAGCUAGGAGGGUACUAUGGCGAGACACCAGUGCACUUUUCCCUGAAUACUGGUCUGACUCAAGCCUUGGUCGACAUGCGC
Messenger RNA from Pelobates cultripes (western spadefoot toad), 414 nucleotides. The record is from the annotation of a GenBank genome assembly. NCBI's taxonomy places the organism in Eukaryota, Metazoa, Chordata, Amphibia, Anura, Pelobatidae.